UUAAGCUAUUUACAUUUUUUUUCAGUUGUGCAUUGAUCUUGGAAAGCUAAUGUUAUAUUUCAUCUGAACACAAUGACUGAGUCAUUAGAAAAUCUGAGAGAGAAGAUAGCCUCAUUAGAAAAAGAACUUCAACAAGAAAAAGAAAGAAAUGAUUCCUUUAAAAAAAGGGAGAAGAUUGCAGAGAUGUCCUCUGAAGUGGUUGACAGUAACCCUUACAGUCGGCUGAUGGCUCUGAAGCGCAUGGGCAUUGUUGAGAACUACGAGAAGAUCAGAGACUACACUGUGGCUGUGGUGGGGGUUGGUGGUGUAGGCAGUGUAACUGCUGAGAUGCUCACUCGGUGUGGCAUUGGCAAGCUGCUGUUGUUUGACUACGACAAGGUGGAGCUCGCCAACAUGAAUAGGCUAUUCUUCCAGCCACACCAAGCAGGCCAGAGCAAAGUGGAGGCUGCUGCUGGUACGCUUUUGGCCAUCAAUCCUGAUGUACAGUUUGAGGUGCACAACUACAACAUCACCACCGUCGACAACUUUGAUCAUUUUAUGAACAGGAUAUCCAAGGGCAGCCUAACAGAAGGACCGGUGGACAUUGUGCUGAGCUGCGUGGACAACUACGAGGCUCGCAUGGCCGUAAACCGCGCAUGCAAUGAGCUUAACCAGACGUGGUUUGAAUCCGGAGUGUCGGAGAACGCAGUGAGCGGCCACAUCCAGUUUCUGGUGCCGGGUGAGACGGCCUGCUUUGACUGCGCACCGCCUCUGGUUGUGGCCAGUCAGAUCGAUGAGCGCACACUCAAGAAGGACGGCGUCUGUGCCGCCUCACUUCCCACUACCAUGGGCAUAGUCGCUGGGCUCCUCGUGCAGAAUGUCCUCAAAUAUUUACUAAAAUUUGGCGUUGUGAGCUCGUAUCUCGGCUACAACGCGCUGCUAGAUUACUUCCCUUCGAUGGUAGUGCGCCCUAACCCCACGUGCGAGGAUAACUGGUGUCGCAGACGGCAGCAGGAGUAUGCUGCUGCUGAGGCUGUGCGUGCUACUCAAGCAGCAACUGCUGCUCCUCAGCCACAGCAGCAGGAGGAGGCUGUCACCCAUGAGGAUAACUCAUGGGGCAUCUGUCUAGUGGACGAAACCCCAACGGAGCCUCGCACGGACCCGGCCGGUGGCACCUCGCCAGUGACGCCCCCCGGUGCGGUAGUGGGGGGCCUGGCCCCGGGUAUCAGGGUGGCAUACGACCGCCCCGCUGCUGACGGUGCCGAAGACGACAGCGACAACAGAGGCGCCGUUGGCAGCUCGGCGCCACCCGCUCCUGACGUGACACUCGAGGAACUCAUGGCCACCAUGAAGAGCUUGUAGUUGUCCACUUGGGUCCUUGAGUAAUUUGUUCCUUGAGUAAUUUGUGAUGAAAUAUUGGAAGAUAAUGAGAUAUUAAAUAUUAGAAGGUAUCCAGCCUCACUCGUUUUCCAUGUGACUGACUGUAAGCAAAGCUUUUUAUUGUAUUUGUUUCGUGCGAUUAUAUGCGUGCCUGCAACAAAAUUUUACUUCUGAAUUCAGUCUGAAAUUGCGUUGAUUUUAAAUGCUUAGUAUUCACGAUGUGCAGGAUGGGACUGAAGGCAGGGUUAUAGUUUAAUAAGUUUAUUAUUCAAGUAACAGAUGGUCUAAGUAAUGAGAACACUGAUGGCAAAAUGUUUAUUUCAAAGGAGUGAUUGUGCCUCUUUCGUUUGCGUGGUAAUGAGUAUUUUUUUUAUAACUAGAGAUGUCGAAACGGCAAUUGCCGUCCAUUAUUUUAAAUUGGGUUCCUAUUGUUUAUCACGUUGGCUUUAUUUAUGGCCUCUCUAUCAAAGUAAUUGUUAUUAGCAAGACUCUGAAAUCUCUGGGUAAUUGCUACAGAGAUAGGAUUAUAUA
Messenger RNA from Hyalella azteca, 1890 nucleotides. It is a transcript of the gene Uba5, whose product is annotated as ubiquitin-like modifier-activating enzyme 5. The coding region runs from base 73 to 1341 and encodes 422 amino acids. The transcript is spliced from 6 exons. Lineage: Eukaryota; Metazoa; Arthropoda; Malacostraca; Amphipoda; Hyalellidae. Gene Ontology annotation, biological process: protein ufmylation. Gene Ontology annotation, cellular component: cytoplasm; cytosol. Gene Ontology annotation, molecular function: UFM1 activating enzyme activity. The record is from RefSeq and is a predicted model, not a curated record.